Messenger RNA from Cucurbita maxima (winter squash), 606 nucleotides. RefSeq lists its product as uncharacterized. NCBI's taxonomy places the organism in Eukaryota, Viridiplantae, Streptophyta, Magnoliopsida, Cucurbitales, Cucurbitaceae. The record is from RefSeq and is a predicted model, not a curated record. Bases 111 to 389 code for a protein of 92 amino acids. The transcript is spliced from 2 exons.
AACUGUCGACAUGUGUAUACCGUCAGUUUCGUCGUAAACGGGGGAAGGGAUGGUCCAGCGAGCGGACAGAAGAGCGAGGCCGGGUUAAUCAAUCCCAAGGAAAAGCUCGAAUGGAGGAUCCAAAGACUGUGAUCAAAGAUUCUUCAUCAGAAGAAAAAGAUGCAAAAGCACCCAAUCUUUCUGAGAGAGCGGAAGAAGAGAUAGAGGCUGUAGCCCACCAUAAUGAAUCACCACACCAUCACAAAGAAACACAUGGAAGAAGCGAUGAUAUUGAUGAGACUACGCCCGCCGAAGAAGUAAAGGCCCCCGGAGUGUUUGGGAGAGUCAAGGAAGAGAUUGAGGCCGUAGUGGGAGAAAUUCUUCCCAAGAAGGAUUCUGGCAAUCAUUAGUUUUCUUUAAAGCAAGGAGAAGGGGGUUGACACGAUGCUGUAAUAAUAAGGUUUGCUUUCUUCAAUGAUUCUUAGUUUCUUUCAUGAUGCAACUUGAUGCCAUAUGAACAGUUAUUUGAAAAUAUUAGCUGCAAAAUAUCUUGUUUCAAAACAAAUUGACAUGAAAAGUAGACUAUGUCUGAUAUGUCUGGCAUUCAUUUAAGUUUCCUUUGCCUUA